Trichosurus vulpecula (common brushtail) is the source of this 1305-nucleotide messenger RNA. Its product is annotated as zinc finger protein 501-like. Lineage: Eukaryota; Metazoa; Chordata; Mammalia; Diprotodontia; Phalangeridae. The transcript is spliced from 5 exons. The coding region runs from base 1 to 1305 and encodes 434 amino acids. Gene Ontology annotation, molecular function: DNA-binding transcription repressor activity, RNA polymerase II-specific. The record is from RefSeq and is a predicted model, not a curated record. Gene Ontology annotation, biological process: negative regulation of transcription by RNA polymerase II.
AUGAGCCCAGGAGACCAAGUGAUAGUGGCCAACCCUCUGCCACCUGGGCCCCAGGUGUCUGUGAUGUUUGAAGAUGUGGCCGUGUACCUCACCCAGGAGGAGUGGGGCUGCCUGGGCCCUGCUCAGAGGGGUCUCUAUAAGGAUGUGAUGCUGGAGAAUUAUGGGAACCUGGCCUCACUGGGAUUUCCAGGGUCCAAACCUGAUGUGAUCUGUCGGCUAGAGCGAGGGGAAGAGCCAUGGGUUUUCAACAUGCAACAGAGAAUAGAAGAGAGAGAGAUUCUGAGAGGCAGCUGCUCAGGCCCCCAAGGUUGUAAUUCAACCUUUAAUGUACAUCAGAGAAUUCAUUCUGGAGGGAAACCUCAUGAAUGUAAUGAAUGUGGGAAAGCCUUCAAAGGGAGUUCAGACCUUAUUAGACAUCAAAGAUAUCACACUGGAGAGAAGCCCUAUGAGUGUAGUGAAUGUGGGAAAAGCUUCAUUCAGAUUUCUAACCUUAUUCAACAUCAGAGAAUUCAUACUGGAGAGAAACCCUAUGAAUGUAGUGAAUGUGGGAAAGCUUUCAUUCAGAGUUCUAACCUGAUUCGACAUUACAGAAAAUGCCAUGGAGAAAAACCCUAUGAAUGCAACGAAUGUGGGAAAGCCUUCAGUGAACGCUCAAUCCUUAUUGAACAUCACAGAAUUCAUACUGGAGAAAAACCCUAUGUAUGCAAUGAAUGUGGAAAAGCCUUUGUCCAGAGUUCAAACCUUAGUCAGCACCAGAGAAUUCAUACUGGAGAAAAACCCUAUGUAUGUAAUGAAUGUGGGAAAGCCUUCAGGCAGAGUACUAACCUUAUUCAACAUCAGAGGACACAUUAUGGAGAGAAACCUUAUGAAUGUAGUGAAUGUGGGAAAGUCUUCAGACAGAGCUCACACCUUCGUCAACAUCAGAGAACACAUAACUUUCAACACCAGAUAAUACAUAAUAGAAGGAAACCCUAUGAAUGUAAUGAAUGUGGAAGAACUUUCAGUCAAAAUGCCCAUCUCAUUCAACACCAGAGAAUUCACACUGGAGAGAAACCCUAUGGAUGUGGUGAAUGUGGAAAAGCCUUCAGUGCACGAUCCACACUUAUUCAACAUCAUAGAAUUCACACUGGAGAAAAACCCUAUGAAUGUAAUGAAUGUGGGAAAGCCUUCAGGCAGAGAACACAACUUAUUGAACAUCAGCGAAUUCAUACUGGAGAGAAACCAUAUGAAUGUAGUGAAUGUGGAAAAGCUUUUAAUCAUAGCUCCAAUCUUAUUCACCAUCGGAGAAUUCACACAAAAGCAUAG